AUGGCGGCUUUUGUUAUGAUGAGAGUUGGUCCUGGUACGUUCACUUCUGUUCGGGUUCACCGACCUGCUCUGCACUCUUUUGCUGCCGUCGUGCUCAGAUCCGUCAGUGUGUCUGCCACUCAGUCAUUCCCAGAGAGGGUUAAGAUUGUGGAGGUUGGACCCCGAGAUGGACUCCAGAAUGAGAAGGCCAUCGUUUCCACUGAAGUGAAGAUCCGUCUGAUUGACAUGCUCUCUGAGGCGGGACUUCCUGUCAUUGAGGCCACAAGUUUUGUUUCACCUAAAUGGGUCCCUCAGAUGGCUGAUCAGGAGCAAGUGAUGUGUGGUCUCCACAAGAAACCUGGCGUGAAUUACCCCGUUCUAACCCCUAAUCUGAAGGGAUUCCUGGCUGCUGUGAAGGCUGGUGCAAAAGAGGUGGCAAUAUUUGGUGCUGCAUCAGAGCUUUUCAGCAAGAAGAACAUAAAUUGUUCAGUGGACGAGAGUCUUGUGCGCUUUGAGGAGGUGAUGAAAGCGGCCAAACAAGAAGGAAUUCCUGUGAGAGGCUAUGUGUCAUGUGUGCUCGGUUGUCCAUAUGAAGGGAAGGUAUCGCCAAACAAAGUGGCAGAGGUUGCUAAGCGACUGUAUUCCAUGGGGUGCUAUGAGAUUUCACUUGGCGAUACGAUAGGAGUAGGCACUCCGAGCGGCAUGUCGGAGAUGUUGAAUGCUGUGAAAAAAGAGGUUCCUGUGGAGGCUUUAGCAGUUCAUUGUCAUGACACUUAUGGACAAGCGCUUGCUAACAUACUUGUGGCAUUACAGAAUGGGGUAAGUGUCGUGGACUCAUCUGUUGCAGGCCUAGGCGGCUGCCCUUAUGCUCAGGGGGCUUCUGGGAAUGUUGCAACUGAAGAUGUGGUCUAUAUGUUGCACGGACUGGGAAUCCAUACUGGAGUGGACUUGCCCAAACUGUUGGACGCUGGCUCAUACAUCUGUAAUUCACUUAACAGAAGAACAAAUUCAAAAGUUGCUCAGGCUUCCUGCAAACUCUGAAGUCUUUUUUCUCUUCUUAGUGAUUGUAGUCUGGGUUCACUCUUGUGGAGGGUCAUACUGUGAGGGUCAUACGGUGUUAUCCCUUAGUAUGCAGAGAACCCUCUUAAUUUACAGCAUAUUUAAAAUAAGUAUCUCUAAUCAUAGUGAAGCUAGUCUGAACACAUCUGUUCUGUGAAUGUGGGAAUUAGUCUGGUGGUGUAAAAGGACGCUCGUGAACUUUGUAUCACCUAAUAUUCACAACUAGACAGACCAAAAAUGUUCUCUUGUGCCUUGAUAACUGAUGACAGCCAAUCAAUAAAUACAGAGUUUUUAUUUCUAAUAAAUAAUUAAGUGUUUUAUGUACAGCUGAAGUAAGAUUCAUUUAUGAUUCCUAAACAAUAAAUGCUUGAAAUGGACCUAAUUUGACUUUGCUGAAUAUUGUUAAUAAUACAGGUGCAAAUGUCUCGCUGGUUAGACUGAAUCACAUUACUAAUGUUGAUUAGUAUUAUAACUACUGUAAUGCCACAUGGAAUGAGGCGUCACACAUUUUUAUGUCUAACAUCCCCAGAUAUGUGUCUGCGAGUGCCAAUUUGGCUAAUUUUGAAACGGAAGUGUCUGUUAUUACUAGUAAAAUGCAUUGCAAAACUGGUAGUCAUAACAAACUCAUUACAAGACUCUCUGGGAGUGGAAUUGAUGCAACAAUAUGAUAACUGAUUACUGGUGAAUUUUGUUCCUCUCCAGGAAAAAACUUGAAUAGUUUGAGGAAAAUUAUUGAAGGAAAAUCCCUUUACAUUUGCAAGCAACUGUAAAUGCAAAUGUUUGUUACAGGCAGAAAUCAAGCUAAAGCUAAAGGUUUUUAGACUUGUCUUGUGGGUAAAACGGCUUAUUAUUGUUUCUCUUUGUGUUGUUAACUGACAUUGUGUGAUUUUUUUUUCUUUAUCUUUUUUGGUCACAGUUUAUGAUGUUUAAUUGAUGUAAUUAAUUGUAUUGAUUAAAGACAAGAAAAUGAAAAAAA
Pimephales promelas (fathead minnow) is the source of this 2014-nucleotide messenger RNA. RefSeq names its product 3-hydroxy-3-methylglutaryl-CoA lyase (gene hmgcl). Gene Ontology annotation, biological process: L-leucine catabolic process; ketone body biosynthetic process. Lineage: Eukaryota; Metazoa; Chordata; Actinopteri; Cypriniformes; Leuciscidae. The record is from RefSeq and is a predicted model, not a curated record. Gene Ontology annotation, molecular function: hydroxymethylglutaryl-CoA lyase activity.